CAGCGCGCCUCAUGUUGAGCUGUACACACAUCCAGCGCCGAGUUUCAGGAUCCGAGCGCGUGGUUAGAGACAGAUUUCGGCUCCACAAUUUGGAUUUUGACAGUCUUGGAGGAUUCAAUGCUGAAUGCUCAAGUAUUGGUGUAGUUGAAAUGUUGGCCUGACACCUCCACAUUCGUUACUCCUCAGCAAAUCCCUCCUCCUCCCUUCCGGAUGGCCACAGCAGUGAUGGACAGCAUUGUGAUUCUCGAUGAUGAUGAUGAAGAAGAAGCAGCUUCCUCAUCUACUUCUUGUUCUAAACCAAUGACCUGCCAGUCAACAACGACUCUGAAGAAACAACAGCCACAGCCAACACACAUCACACAGUCUCCGUUUGCCACUGCAAAGAAAGACGCCCAUGUCCUACAAGCGGAAAAUGAGAAACUGUUUGCAGAGUUUGUGGAACAUUGCUCCAAGCACUCACAAGAUCAUCCAGAGGUCAUGACCUAUCUUCAGUCCAGAUACUCCAAGGCACAGCCGACCUUCCUGUCAUCGGUGGAGUUCCGCAACACUCUGGGCCGCUGCCUCACGCGAGCUCAGGCAAACACUGGCAAAACCUUCGUCUACAUUAACGAACUAUGCACAGUUCUUAAACAGCACACAGUCAGGAAGAGAAGCUCCAUUCAAUCCAUCCCUCCCAAAGGAAUAACUGAGGACAAGAGCAAUGGAAAUGAUUUAAAGGAGGAGGAACAGGAUAAAAAAGAGGAGGAACAGCAAGAGGCGGCAGAAUCACAGAAAACUAAAAGGGCUUCCAGGAGACAGAUAGCAUACCUAGAAAACCUAUUGAGGGUAUAUAAUGAGGAGAUCAAGCGGCUUCAAGAGCGAGAGUUGAGCGUUGAAGAACUAGAGAAGGAGGACUCCAGUUAUAUUCAAGAACACAAACUCAAACGCAAAAUGAUGAAGAUUUAUGAAAAACUGUGUGAGCUGAAGGGCUGCAACACACUGACGGGUCGAGUGAUCGAGCAGAAGAUCACCUACACCGGAACACGCUACCCAGAGAUCAACAAAAAGAUCGAGCGCUACAUUAACAGUCAAGAAGUUCUUCAUAAUCCUCCGGAUUACUCUGAUAUCCUGAAGGUGGUGCAGCGCGCCAACAACCGCUACAAUCUCAUGUUCUCCCGCAAACAGAUCACACAAAUCGCUCAAGAAGCCUUCCGAGAGACGGGCAACAAACUGCAGGAGAGACGCCACCUGGACAUGGUCUACAACUUCGGCUCCCACCUCACAGAUUCAUACAAACCUACGUUAGACCCUGCACUAAUUGACCCAGCACUGCAUCGUAAGCUUCGCUCCAACAGAGACAUGGCCAUCAGCAGCCUGGAGAACGUCAUUAACAAAUUUGCAAUUAAACAGGAAGACGUAGAAGUAGAGGAAAUGAGGAAGAAACAAGAGAGAGACAAACAGAAAAAAGAGGAACUUAAUGGACAGCAGAGUGACAGCAAAGAAAAAGAGAGUGAGAAAAAUAAAGAGGAGCAGGAGGAAGAAGAGGAACAGGAGGAAGAUGAAGAGGAGGAGGACAAUUCCUCUGAUCCUGACAUUGAAGAGGAGAUCCAAGCCAGUGAAGCACAAGUUGGGGCUGAUGAUGAAGAAGAGGACAUUGAAGAAGAGCCGACAAACAUCAGUGACAAUGAACAGCAAAUCAAUGAUAACUCCCCCGCAUCAAUCAAAUCAUCUCUCCAGGACACAGAGGAAGAUCAGGGUGAGGGGAUGGGUGAUGAUGACCAGCAGUCUCCGGUCAACAGCACACAUGAGGCGGUGUCUGUGGAAACAACCACAGAUGGCAGACAUGCUAAAGAAAGCCCCCAGUCCCCAGCGAACAUCAGUCAGUCAGAGGCAGUGGGCCUUUUACCCAUAAAAAAAAAAUCCUCUAAUCACUGUUCACAGAAAAGCACCAGGAACUGCACUGAGACUAUUUCCACCAAUAACGAUUCAACCCUCAUGAGAUCUGCCAAUUGUAGUCCACUACCUCCAAGCCCUAUGUUCAUAGAUGAGAUGGGCCAAUAUAAGAAGAGGAAACGUACCUCACGGGAAAAACAAACUACCGUCUACAAUGGGAAUGGCACACAGGACAGUGGCAGUGACUGUGACAUUCCUCUCGAUAUGGGUGUGAGCUGCAGCCCUGAGCGGUUGUAUCUAACCAGGGCGAGGAGUCAGAGGACACCACCGCCUAAGAAAAAUAAGGUGAACGUGGCGACUCAGUGCGACCCAGAGGAAGUGAUCGAACUCUCUGAUUCAGAUUGAUCUCUGCCAUAGUGUACUGAACUGGCAUUUCAGUCUGAAUCCGUUAGCUGUUCCUGCUCCAACAGUGCCUGCCAAUGUGAACAUUUCAACUUUUUUGGACUCAGUCGGCUUUUGACCAACACUUACUGCAAUGCCACUGUUUACUUUUUUUUAUACAAGGAAAAAUUGCAUAAUAUUAUUCAUUCAGGCUCUUUAGAGGUAUUUUUGUAAAUUGUACAUGGGUAUUGCCUCUAAAUACUCUUAUUCCGAGGAUUUAUCAUGUAUAUUUAUGGUUUUAGUUGAGGGUUUUGUAGCGAUCCUCUUUUGUGCCAAGAGUCAAAAGGGCAAGUCGGCUUUCUAUUCUCAAGUCAAUAAAAUUUUCUCAUUUUGUGUAAAGUAUUUGUUUUACAUGUUAAUAAUGGGAGGUGUUGUCUUUGUAUUGUGGAUUGUUAAAGGCCCUCUAAAUGUUUUCCUUUAGCACAUAAAUAUGUGAGCUACUUAAUGUGCUCCAAUUCAAAAACAUUCCUAGAUUACCGUCUUCAUAAUUAACUCGCCCUCAUUUCGUUACUAACCUGUAUGAUGUUAUUUGUUCUGUAAAAACAAAAAAGGGACAUUUUAAAUAAUAUUUGCACAGCUCAUAGUUGUCCAUACAACUCAUGUGAUAAUUCAAGUCUUCUCUAGCCAUAUGUAUUACUUUAAUGUGUAUUAUUUUAAUGUCCAGGUUUCCUUUUUAUUUUUUAGCUUGACAGACUUGGUCACUGUGAAGUGUUGUUUUGUUCAUGCAGGUUUCGAACAAUGUGAGGGUGAGUAAACAAUAGCAGAAUUUUCAUUUUUGGGUGAAUUGUUCCUUUAACUGUUUUAUGGAAAAUAAUCAUCCUCAGGUGACAAAGCACAAGGGUUUAGUGUCCUCAUAUGCUUGACUUUUGAUAUUGAAAUUAUUUCUGUAAACUACUGCAGAUUAUUAAAGUUGUGAUCAACAUUGUCUAAAA
Molecule: messenger RNA, 3245 nt
Organism: Myxocyprinus asiaticus (Chinese sucker)
Lineage: Eukaryota; Metazoa; Chordata; Actinopteri; Cypriniformes; Catostomidae
Product: death domain-associated protein 6-like
Exons: 12
Coding region: 211-2277 (688 amino acids)
Molecular function (GO): histone binding
Source: RefSeq, a predicted model, not a curated record